AUGGCGAACCAGCCAGAUGCCAAUUCUGGCCGCCCUCCUCCUAUGAUCGAUAAUCCUAACUUCAAGGAAGAAUCGGUGAUCGUCUCAUGUACGCUUUACGUCAUCAUUGCCUUUUUAGCAGUAUUUGGAAACGGACUUGUUGUGGGAUCCUUUAUUCGUCAUUCUCGCCUUCGCACGAUAACAAACUAUUUUGUUGUGAGUCUCUCAGUGGCGGACAUUCUUGUUGGAGUAAUUUCCAUUCCUAUAUGGAUUUCGAUGCUACUUUACUCGUCUGGGGGACCUACCCUACAAACAGUUUACUACGUCUUGGAUCUUUUUGCUGGCACCUGCUCGAUUUUGCAUCUGGUGGCCAUCAGCUUAGAGCGCUUCUUUGCUGUGGUAUAUCCAAUUCGUCAUCGAAACACGACUGCAAAAGUAUACUACGUCUUCCUUGUAGCUGUGUGGGUCAUUCCAGCCGCUGCUUGUGGCUCCUCAGUGGAGUUGAGAAACGUGAAUCGGGAAGCCAACAUGCUGUUUUUGUUUAUUGCAUUUUUUGUCAUUCCCUUACUCGUUAUUCUCUUCACCUACGCGCGAAUUUGGCGCGCUGCUAACAGUCGAAUACAACCUGGCCGGGACACCUCACGUACAAUGAAGCGUGACAUGCGCAUUGCAGUUACAAUCGCUCUCGUGAUUGGUUUUUUCGUCGUUGCGUGGUUACCUUUCUUUAUCGUUCAAUUGCUUAUAGUGUUCUGCAAAAAAUGCCGACCAGAAAUUUUCAAUAGGAACCUUCUUUUGUUUGUCAAGUUCAUGCACUACAGUAAUUCAGCGGUAAACCCGAUUGUCUAUGCCGUUAAAAUCCCAGAAUUCCGUCGGGCCUUCAAGCAGUUGGUGGGGCUGUGUUUGUGUUGCUGCCCUACUUGUUUGACUAAUGAAGGUAACUCCCGCACAGUAGCAGAGCUUCUGUCGGCUACAGAUAUGCGAGUGCCUUCAAACAGCUCUAGGGAUAGAGCAUUGUCGCAGUGA
Messenger RNA from Porites evermanni, 1002 nucleotides. NCBI's taxonomy places the organism in Eukaryota, Metazoa, Cnidaria, Anthozoa, Scleractinia, Poritidae. The record is from the annotation of a GenBank genome assembly.